Penicillium vulpinum is the source of this 3903-nucleotide messenger RNA. RefSeq lists its product as uncharacterized. Lineage: Eukaryota; Fungi; Ascomycota; Eurotiomycetes; Eurotiales; Aspergillaceae. The record is from RefSeq and is a predicted model, not a curated record. The transcript is spliced from 4 exons. Bases 1 to 3903 code for a protein of 1300 amino acids. Gene Ontology annotation, molecular function: protein binding; ATP hydrolysis activity.
AUGCGCACCUUUGACCACGUUAAUAAUACUGAAAAUGACACCGCGCAGAUUAGACGGGGUAUAGACCAUAUAGUGCCGGAUCUUGUGCAAAAUUUCCGUGCUAUGGACCCGAGCGAGAUACAGGAGUUGUUUGGACGGGAUGCAUUGGCCAAAGUCAAGAACUUGCUGGCACUCAAGGAUCUCAAUCUCAACGUGGACAGAUCCCUGCAACCUAUCCUCAAGCGCAUCGUUGAAAAUACCUUUGAUUGGGGGCUGAACACCGAUGAAAAGGAGGCAACCUUGCAAUAUCGUCAAUGGCUACAAGGGCACAAAAAUUCUUGUCUAUAUGUUUUCGGGGAACUUGGAACAGGAAAGACCUCCUUCUGCGCGAAGCUGUACGCGGAAAUGAAUCAUCGCGAUAGCAGAGACACUCUGGCCGCAUUCUUUCAAUUCAUGCCCAACCAGCAAAAGUCCCAAUCAGUGUCUCAUAUGCUGAGCUCGGUCAUCUGGCAAAUCGCAGAACAAGACGCCAAGUGUUGCAGUGCUCUUGCCAAGAGCUCAACCACCUUUCGAAAGGUUUACGUUUUGUUAGAUGAUAUCCACUUCAUGAAAAGCCAAGACCUUAAGCACAUGCUGAAAUUUUUCCAAGAUCUUCACCCAUACCAGAACCGGAUUCAAAUUCUGAUGACAGGAGACAAUCGAGGCAGUAUCCCGAAAUUGAAUGAUACUCCAUGGUGUUGGGAAGUUGACAUGGUCGAGGCAACCAAAGUUCACGGCGAUCUUGAACGCAUCGUGGAUUAUCACCUAAAAAAUAGCCAGUUGGACAAAAAAAGCCAAUCCAUCGUACGCACAGAAUUAAAGAAUGUGCCCGACAGUAAGCCCGAAAUUGCCAGUCCCAAAUUUCGCUACGCUAACAUGUAUCACUUCUUAGAGACGUUAUCUGUCAUAGAGCUCGCGAUCAUGACCUUAAAAGAUACUGCCUCGAGCAACAGGUCGCAAGACGAAUAUAUUAAGGAAAAGAUCAGAGAGCUCUUCAAUGAAACAGGGAUGCUCACUGAGAUUAUGAAGAAAGUGCUGGAAGGGAAAAAUCCAGUAGACAGGAAGUUUGCCCAACUGAUCUUCAAAUACUGCACAUUUGCCAAGGAGCCAUUGACCGUUUACCAACUUGAGUAUUUGAUCAGCGCGGAAAGCCAACUCCCAAAGUCUUCGGACCUAAGCAGGCAAAUAUACGAGGCAUCCCCGGAAUUACUUAUCAUACAUGACUACCAAUCUAAUGCCACGGUGGAUCAUCAUGGAGGCAUGCAGGGUGGAAUGACCGCAGAGACACAAUCAGAGCGAUUCUCACUCAAGAACAACAGAUUUGAGGUGGUCACCUUUCGGCAGUCUGUUUUCAAGGAUCGCCUACAACGUUCUGAAAAUUCGAAACAAUCAAGUACUGAAAGCCUAAUUCCGGAUCCAAUCCAGGCGAAAGUUGACAUAUUUGUCAAGCUCGUGGAUAUUCUGUGUGGCAAAGACAACAUGGUUGAAGAUUUGCAGCCACUGCGAGUAUAUGCGGCAAAAUGGCUGAUGGGACAUCUGAAAGAUAUUAAUGUGCGAGAAGUCAGCUCCCAACAGGCUCGCCGUGUAGUGGAAGCCAUGAUGCAGGUACUCACAAACACUAAUAAUGUCUGUCGAGUGUUCGAAUCCGUGCAAAAUUCCCUGGACAACUAUACCGUGGCCUUGGAUCUUUACGCAACAGACCGUGACGAUGCUGAUGAGCACCGAGACCUUUUUCUUAAAUGGGCUGCUUGGAUGCAAUUCCAUAGUGAGGAAAGGCCGUCGGAUGGAGCACUGAAAUGGAUCAAGGAAGCACUUGAAGAACGCACCCCUAUUCUUGAGAAUAUAGCUCGAGGACAUAUGAUUAGUUGGAUGGAGGCGAGGACGGCCACUGAAGCUGAGAGUCCUUACUUGCUUUUGAGUGCAACUUUGUGGUCCCUUGGUCAGUUUUCAGAUGAGGGAACCUGGCUUUUCUGGACGAAAACAUCUGUUUCGAGGGCUCAUAAAAUCAUUCAAUUUGGUGACCAACACUCCAUACUAAACAGUCGCAAUUUCGUUACACAAGCGCGAUGCCGUAUUGCAGCUGCUCUAGGAUUGACUAACUCCAGUUGGCGGAGCGAGGAUUGGGAGGGGGCCCAAAAGCUCUACCAGGAGAACAUUGACAAAUGGGCCAAAGCAGAUAGCCCUGAAAUGUUCUAUUCUCACCUCGGUCUGGCAGAGACCUAUAUCAAGCUGAAGCCAGAGAGUGGUGGAAGUAGUGAUUUCAUCGAUACUUGGGCCAAUGUCCUCGAGCACUCAAGUGCCGCCAUGGAGAUCUGGGAGAGAGGGAAGGAGUUCAGAUCGGAUGUGCUGAGAAAGGAACGAUGCAUUGAGGGGUUUUACUUGAAGGCCAAGGCUUCGAGCAUGUGUGCCAGAACCAAGGAAGCAAUCGAGACAUGCAAGGUAGCUCUGCGUGAAAGCAGAGAAAGUACACCGAGAUUCAUGGAUAUUUUAUCGAUGUUGAUCGAGUUGUAUUCAAAGGAAAGUCAAUAUGAUGAGGCUCUCUCCGCUGUCAGCAACCUUUCUUGGAAGAUGAGGUCCCAGUGGGUAUGGCACCGGCUUGAAAAUAGAGAUGAAGAGCCUGACCUAUUUGACCAGUCUGCAGUUGAGACUGGACGGCUUGAUUUCACUAUUCAGGUCUAUGAGGACGCUGCUGAAUAUUGGGUCGCGGAUCCAGAAAAGCAUUUCAAUAUUCAGCUCAGUAUUGCAUGGGUGUAUCGGCGACUCGCAAAUGCCACCAAGAUGGCAGAUCGCAUCCUUCAGACAAUUCUGGAUGACUUCAAGAACAAAAAGCUUUUGGUCCAACCAAGAGCAGUGGGAGAUGCAUUUACGGAGCUAGUCGAUGUCAUCCACGAGACCUUCACUGUGAGUCACGUAGAAAAGGUCAGGAAACAGGCUGUUGAGCGCCUUCAAAUCCUUCUCCAUGACUAUAGAGACAGUCCUGGUCUAGAACGAGAGCAUCUGGCCACUGCGAUGCUCAGCUUAGCAAAUAUGCACAGGGAGAUGGGAGACAAAGAAAGCUACAAAAGGCUUUUAGGCAAAGCUUUCCGGCUCUGCAUCAACGACCUUGAAGAUUCAAUGGAAGCCAACGACAUGGAUGCCCUUGUAUUAUUGGCCAAGCUCCUCAUGUGUGUUGACAUGGACGUUCAUGCUAAAGUGGCACACUCUCUUAUAUUCUCCAGACUUUAUCAUGAUCCCAACUAUGAUUCCGAUUCCGAUUCCGAUUCUUCGGGGGAUGGACCACCCAAUGGUACCAGUGAGACGGGUGAAACUGGUGCCCAGAUCGAUCCUGGAAUUGAACAAUCGGAAUUAGAUCCCAACAACUCCCAGCCUCAUAUUAUAAUCAACGCGAAAGAACUUUCCUCUGGUAUUGAAAAUAACGAGGGGCUGGAGAGCAUUUUGAACGAGUCAGCAGAUCCAGACGCAGCCAAGAUGGAUAAAACCCCCGAUCUUCAUGCUGCAAAGGAGCUACCACUAUCUACGCCACCAGACAAUCCAUCACCCAAACAGGACCUGGUACCAGAUCGAUUGAUGUGGUGCAAUGGCACAUGCGGCAAGAAAAUCAUGGAGUUUGGGCCGAGUAGUGACAAGGGUCUUGUCUGCUUGGUUUGUCCGGAUGUGUAUUUCUGCAGAGACUGUCAUAAAAAGCAGGUGGAGCUGUACGAAAAAUCUCGAAAGGCAUUUUGGUACAGAUGUUGCUGGGCGAAGCACGAAUACGUAGAAACUCCCGUUGACGGAUGGCUUGGGGUUAGGAAGGGAGUAAUCAGAUUCGGAGAGAACGAAAUCCCCUGGAGCGUGUGGCUGGAACUUGUGAUUGACACGUGGAAGUACCGUAUUGAACGGAUAUAA